UCACAAUACAGUAGCAAGCUAGCAUCGACACCACAAAGCACCUCCUGCGCACCCAGCAGUUCAGAAAUAUCGUCUCAUGAAGCAAACAGACGUUGGUGGCGUUUGUUUGGUAUAGCAAGCUAGUUACGUCUGUAGCACUGAUAUAUUCAGUGUGGUUCGCGUAGAAGAAGAUUGAUUACUUGGAAGAAGAGAGAGUGAACGAGGAAAACAAACUGAGACCGUGGAGCAGGAGUCAGCUCGGCAGCAGGGAACCAAUCGGCUCGGGAUUGAUAUGGCAAUGUCCCUUAUUCAAGCCUGCCGCAGCCUGGCUCUGUCAACAUGGCUGCUCUCUUUCUGUUUUGUACAUUUGCUGUGCCUGGAUUUCACCGUCGCGGAGAAAGAGGAAUGGUACACCGCGUUUGUGAACAUUACCUACCUGGAUCCUGCGACUUCAGAGAUCAAAACAGAGAAGACCGAGUGCGGCCGCUAUGGCGAACAUUCACUGAAGCAGGAUGCCAAGGGGGUGGUGGUAAUGCCCUAUUUUUUGCACGACAGACAGGCUUGCGAUCCGAACACUAAAUUUGCGAUCCCCGCUAAUGCUAGCUUGUGGGUAGCUUUGAUAGCAAAGGGGAACUGCACUUACAGAGACAAAAUUCGCCAUGCCGCAAGCCAAAACGCUUCUGCGGUUGUCAUAUUUAACGUGGGCUCCAGCAAUGCCAACGAAACUAUCACAAUGCCCCAUCAAGGUGCCGGGGACAUCGUGGCCAUCAUGAUCCCAGAGCCCAAGGGCCGGGAGAUUGUGGCCCUGUUGGAGCGCAACGUUACCGUGACGAUGUACAUCACCAUCGGCACGCGCAACCUGCAGAAGUACGUGAGCCGCACCUCGGUGGUCUUCGUCUCCAUCUCCUUCAUCGUGCUGAUGAUCAUCUCGCUGGCCUGGCUGGUCUUCUACUACAUCCAGAGGUUCCGCUACGCUAACGCCCGCGACAGGAACCAGAGGCGUCUUGGAGACGCUGCCAAGAAAGCCAUCAGCAAACUGCAGGUUCGGACCAUCAGGAAAGGAGACAAGGAAACCGAGUCUGAUUUUGACAACUGCGCCGUGUGCAUCGAAGGCUACAAGCCCAACGACGUGGUGAGGAUCCUGCCCUGCAGACACCUCUUCCACAAAAUCUGCGUGGACCCCUGGCUGCUGGAUCACCGGACCUGUCCCAUGUGCAAGAUGAACAUCCUGAAGGCGCUGGGCAUCCCUCCCAACGCAGACUGCAUGGACGACAUUCCGCCGGACUAUGAGGAGUCCAUCGUGGGCCCGCCCACCAACGCGGUGACGGGCGCCAGUGACAUCACCGUGAACGAGAGCUCGCUGGUGCUGGACUCCGCCCUGCGCCUGGUGGCGCUCCCCCAGGUCUUCCCCGACCCCGACACCCUGGCCCAGGGAGGAGAGAGCCAUAAUAUGGACAUCAGUGAUCCCCAGCCUAUGGCGAGCAGCGAGUCCAGCAGCACCUCCCUCAUCCUGCCGGUGGAGGUGGGCCUGUCCGACGUGGAGCUGUCCUCGGACCACGCCCAGGAGGAGAUGAAGUCCUGAGCAGGCCAGGCCGGGGCGGGGCAGGGCGGGGCGGGGUGGGGCAGGGCGGGGCGGGGCAGGACAUCUCCCCGCCCGCCCGCCCGCCUGUCCGCCCGUGAGCGGGAGCGGGGUGGUGUACGUUACAGCAGAGCAGAGCGGUGUACUCCGCACAGGAACAGCAAUAGAAACAUGGCGCUAUAUUACCCUCCAUCAUGACCUCCGCUGCAGUCAGACCCCCGCUCUGUCCUCCACGGGGCUGCAGUGUGUCUCACCUCCUCCACGCCCCGCCCCAUUCCCCCCUCGUUCCCGAGCUCUCCUCCCCCGGCCACACGCCGCUGCUCAGGAGAGAAGCGGCUCAUCUGGCCCUCGAUGAGGAGCCGCAGCUCAGACUUUUGGGUGUCGUUGUUUAAAUCCCCUAGAAGGCAUGGAAGUGUAACCGUUUCAAUCGCUACGUCCCAAACGCCACUGCCAAAAUGUUCCAGUAUGAAACUCUAAUCUUUCUGUACACAGUGUUUGCUUUGAGUGCCUGUGUGAACCAGCAUCAGAAGAUCCCAGCUUCAGGGUCCCAGAGCGCUCCUGCAGGAGACCCACUCUUUCACCGGCGCUUUGUAGACUUUGAGCUUUUUCUUUACACGACUGUCCAAGAAUCCCUCAACCUCUGCUAAACAGUCUGCUUUCCUGUACAUUUCUGUUUCCUGUCAAAGAUACCAGGGAAUCCAAGUUAAAGUGCACCUUGUGAACUAUAACUUGUUCCUCCAUUUUAUUUUGAGAGAAGGGGAAGUUGGAGCUUCCUUUUAUUUAUUGUUUUUUGUUGGAGCCAAUCAGAAGCAUGCUGAUGGCCCUGUGCCCCAUGUUGGAGCCAAUCAGAAGCCAGCUGAUGGCCCCAUGCCCCAUGUUGGAGCCAAUCAGAAGCCUGCUGAUGGCCCCAUGCCCCAUGUUGGAGCCAAUCAGAAGCCUGCUGAUGGCCCUGUGCCCCAUGUUGGAGCCAAUCAGAAGCCAGCUGAUGGCCCCGUGCCCCAUGUUGGAGCCAAUCAGAAGCCUGCUGAUGGCCUUGUGCCCCAUGUUGGAGCCAAUCAGAAGCCUGCUGAUGGCCUUGUGCCCCAUGUUGGAGCCAAUCAGAAGCCUGCUGAUGGCCUUGUGCUCCAUGAUCCCUGCAUGGUCUGGGUGCCGUUCAGUCUCUGCUCCUGGGGUCUGUCCUGUUUUGCCACGCUCAGCAAAAAGGCACAUGGAGAAGGCGCGGUGAGUUGCUGAACAGAGCCGUCUGAUUGGCUGUCAGUCACACCACAUGCUGUGUGCAGUCGCCGUGUCACAGUUCCAAUCAUUGGUGUACCGGAGAAAUUUGCGAUUGUGAACUGAGAUGGGGGGGAUGGCGGUGGACUGGGGUGUGUGUUUAUGUGAAAAAUCAAAAACUGCAUGUGCCUAGGACACCCGAGACACAGCCAAUGGCUAUGAGGGACACCACUGCCCCCAAAAUCAAAGGAAAGACCCGCCCCCGCCCCCCCAACCCCCUCCCCUCAGCUCUAAGGAUCUCUCACCCCAAGGGGCUUGUGCCUGGGGGAAACGGUUGGGUGUAUUUUUGGGCUCUUGUAGACCUGAAUCAUUCCGAUUUAUUCCUUUCAAAUCAGGCGUUUUCCACAAAACAAGCGGAUCAAUAAGUAAAAUUAAAAUGGUCCAAUUUAGACAGCUGAACUUGGCAGGAAAGUCCUACAAAGAGGGUUUUUUUUUUUUUUUUUUUUUUUUUUUGCAUUUUAAGUUUGAGAAUUUCCAUGCAGGCUAAAGGGUCAGAUUUGUUUAGGAAAAAUGAGACGAGCGCUUCAGGUUUGGAGUUUGGCUGGGUACCCUCCACAUUCAAAUCAAAGUCAGGUGGUCCUGUGCUACCUGCCCAGAGUGGACUGACAGGCUCCGCCACCUGACUGUAAAAGGUUUAAGCGCCUCCCCUCUGAAGUCACAUGCAGAUGACACGCAUUUUAAAUAAGGAUCUCCCCUCCCCCCCCCCAUGUUUUUCUUUCAAGAGAACUGAUGGAAGCUGUGUUUUCCGACUGAUCUUCUCAAAUCAGCAUUAACUGAGCUCAGUCAUCUCUCCCCAAAUAAGCACUAACUUGUACAUUUUCUUGAUAUUUUAAGUUUGUAAUAUUUUUUCCUGACAAGGAAAAACAUUCAUGAUUAUGAACCAGUUCAUGACAGCAUGGUGAGCAUUUUGGUUAUAUGAUCUCCAUGGGUUGCAUUUGACGUGACGUGGUCCCAAUAAAUAUGUGCAGAAAUGUCCGAUCUCUGCAUGAACCAAGCUGUACGAGGCAGGAAUUGUAGUCAAAUGAACUUUAUUUUAGUAAGAGAAAAGAUUUAUUUUUCUAAAGAAGGAGAAAUAUUGUAUACAGUCACAUCGCAGUAUGGUGAAGUGAAUUAGUAUGUUUAGGGGUCAUCUAUAAAUGACGACUGUUUUGUAACACCACCCCCUCCCUCCAAAUUUUCUAUUUGCACGCAUUACCAAAGAUGAGUUUACAGUUCAAGGUCUGACAUAACUUGUUUUUUCCAGACAUUUCACCACGUGACACUAGCCAUUAAAGCAAUGUCAGCAUCCGACUACAACUGCAGUUCAAACAAACAAACGGUAAUGAUCUGACCCUACGUACAGUUAGACUACAAUGGAAAAUAUUGAUUUGUAAUUUGACCAUUUGAUAGAUGGUGCCUCAGUGUAGGAUGAUAUUGAUGUCACAGCAGAGCUGAAUCUGUUACCGUCGUUUAUUUUCCGAAAGUGGACGCGCAGAAAACCGGUGGAAUGCAUCGAACGUUUGAUGUUCAGCAAAACUAGUUGUCUGUGACAGCCUUUACCACAGCUCCUCGUGGCCUGAAGUUUGGUUGCUAGGGAACGCUUUUCCCUGACGAUGCGCUGAAAGUCGCAUUCUGCUAUGUUUCGCGUAAUUUCAUGCGAUAUUAAUUUGGACAUUUAUAGCAGAAUGUCUUCCCUUCUCAGAUCACGCUCCCCUAACAAAGCCUCAAACACGCUCUUUCAUCUGUAAACAAACAGACGAACUAGACCGGGGCAUGCUCCAUAAAAGUGAUUCAUGGCGUACGAACAUCUAAAUCACGAGCUUUUCUUCUUCUCUGUUAAACUGUGGGGCCUGUUCAUUGCCAUUUCAACUAGUUCAGCUUACACACACACACACGCGCGCGCACACACACAUACAUUAUUGCUUCUGAUGGUCCUUGCUGAAUGCACCUACCAAAGCUAGAACACAUUUCUCCAACAGUAUAUGUCUAUUCUCAUUUGAAAUAGUUUUUUUUUCACAUUUCACGUGUUUUGAUGUAGCGUACGUGCUACUUUUUGGUACAACCGCAAAUGUCUGUGACUGAGUGAUGAAGUUACACCAUUGGUCGGCCGAGUUAUGAAGUUACACCAUUGGUCGGUCGGUCCAGCCAUAUACUAGGUUUUGACCUGGUCUUGUUUAUUUGUGAAUGAUCAGCGGUGCCAGUGUUAACCGAAUGAAGCACGUUAGUACAGAGCUCUGAUACAGUUAGCCGGAUACAGCUCUGCUACAGUUAGCCGGAUACAGCUCUGAUACAGUUAGCCGGAUACAGCACUGUCCAGGUUAAAUCGCGUAAUAAGUGAGCGAGUGCGUUCGCCAGCUUUCGGUUCCGAGAUCCAGCCGCAGUCAAAGUGCCGUGACCAGAGACAGUUCCGCGGCCGUGACCUUGUUUGUUUACUUAAAGUCGGUCCCGAGGAGAUGUGCGUCUCUGCGCGAGCGCUGGCUGUCCUUGGAGGCCUCCGGUCUGACGUGGCUCACAUCCUGUGCAGAGUUCAUCAUCCUUGAGCGCCCAAACGCGGCUUCCUUCACUUAAAAUGGAGGAGACGUUUCUGUAUGGAGCAGCCUCGAGUCCCACGCUUAACCCCUCACCCCAUACUACCCUCCACUCACAGCGCUAAUGGAUCAGACAAGUAAACAUGCCUCUAAUAAAUCUCACCAUAUUAUAGCCAAGAGCUGCCAACAGAACUUCUGCCCAACAAAGCACAUAGUUAUUGAUACUCUCCUCUCCUUGUCCUUGCUGUAAGCUCCCUUUUCAAAUAUAAGCACAGCCCCAGUAUUGAUUUGUUCUUUUUAUUAUUAUUUUUGUUUGUGUGUUUCUUGGCUUCGUUUAUUAUUUUAUUUUAUCGUCCCUCUUUUUAUUGUAUCAGCCCACUGAAGUGAAUUUGGGGUUUUUAAAAUGAAAAAUGUUUUUCAAGGUGGAUAUAUCUUACCACUAAGGAUGUACGUUUAUAUUUUUCUGCGAUUUGGUGGCUCCCUAUAAGUUAGCUGUGUAUGAUAUUCUAAAGGACAGGUUAAGGUAGAUUGAAAAUGUUUUUCGUGUAUUCAAAAAAGCUAGAGAAGUUCCAAUGAGCUGAAUUCAUUAUAAAGGUUCUUGGAGUGUUUGUAGGAGACUGUGUGAUAUAUGGCCGUUCCUACAAAUGCCAAGCAACUGGUGAAGGUGUUCGUGUCCCAUUGAGCCUUCAGCAUCUUACCAUGGCUUCUGUAUCCUGUUUGUCAGAGAGAAGAAGAAAGACAAAACUCCGGUCUGUUUAUCUAUAGAUUCCUCCAAAGUCCGGGAGCUUGUGCCAGCAGCGCUAAUGUAGCGCGGUACUCGUUGGAUGAGCAGUGUUUGUGGUGUUCAGGCUAGCUGUGCCGAAGCUGUGCUGUUUGUUCCUGUAGUCGUUUGAGGCGCGAGAGAUUCGUUAGGCGGAGUCGACAAGAAACCCUAAUGCAAGGGUUUGGCAUUGAUUCUUGGGCAAAUGCAGCCAUUAAACUCUGAUGAGAUAUUGCACGUUCCUGGGUGGGCUGGUAGUCGUUUGAGCGAGAGCAGAUGAUGCUCAUUUGCGUUGCCGGAGGUACUUAGGCCUGGUCCUGGAGGCCUGCAGUGUGUGCAUGCUCUCAUUCCAGCCCUGGCACUUAGCCGUCUGCUCCGGCUGGUCAUGGGCCUGAAGCUCUGUAGAAUGAGUGGACUUUACGGGGAAAUGGGGCCUGGGGGAUGGGCACCCAGCUCUUAAACUGCAGGCCCCUGGCCAUCAUUGGUUUCUUGUCGCCAUAGUUCAGUCCACCGUUUCUCUGCACACAUGGUCGACCGGGUUUGAUAACAUUUGUAUGUUUGUUACUGAUGCUCUCUGGCAUAUGUCAUCUGUAUUGAUAGACCGCUGAUUUUAUUUGUUUUUGUAUGAACCAAGAGAAGGUUUGACUUUGUACAGAUUUGCACAGGUCAUGCUAACUCCCCCUUUUCCGUCAGACUUCUCUGUCAGCGCAGCUCUUUCAACAAGUUGUGUCCAUUUCGUAAUGAUGGUAGAGAGAAUGUCCGCCAGGGGCCGUGCAGCCGAGGAAGAUGGGUAAUGCCGUGGGUUACAGCGCAUGAGUGAUGUCACUGAUGAACAGUACUUUUAAGCUGUGUUGUCUUGCUGUGCCCAACAUCUAUGUUCCUCAUUUUGUACAACCCAAGCUGAUUUACGUAUGUAAGCCAAAUCACACUUGGGAAAGUAAGUAGUGCUCAUUUAAGCAGAUAUUUACAAAUAUAUAAUUUAGUAAAAAAAAAAACUAAAAAAAAACUGGUUAUUUAAGUGGAAGAUGUUUUUUAAGUGACAUUGAUGUUGGAUAAUUAAGUAUUUCAUCUGCUGCUAGACAAACACUCGGCUCAACAAACACUCGUGUGCUUGGAUGUCCUCCUGAGGUGUAUGUUCGUCCCCAGCUUGUUUUCGUGACAUUAAAUUAUUUCAUUUCUUAAAGGAAAAGAUGCCUCUUCUGCCUGUUUGUUACACUUUUCUUUUUCAUUCUUUUUUUAAACAGGUUGCACACACCUUCCCAUAAUGCACUUUAAACCCUGAGAGAGGGGAAAGCAGACAAAAAAAAUAGAAGCUAAAAAUGAGAGUAAUUUUUGCAGGUGUGGCUGUGUUAAAGGGAGCUGGCUUCGGAGUGUGUGAUGGCUCCUUGUUCUACAGUUGCCUCUCAGCUAACACCUCCUCACCACGUUGCUUCAAACUGUAGCAACUUUAUUUAAUUCCUUGCGACGUGACAGCGACGUGAGCGCAGCGUCGUGAGGACGUUGUGUUUGCUGGGUCUUUGGCGGGUGCAGAGAGCCUGUCCUGUGUUUAUCCAAACCGAGUCCUUGGUAGGGGGGUUGUUACUAAUGUUAAUGUUGAAUAUACCAUCCAGCAGAGUUAUAUUGCUAUUUUGUUACAUAGGAGAACAUGUAAAUAAUGUGCAGCCGUGUUGAUCUACUGUUAUAGUAAAAUGUUGCACGUGUAUGACUCAGAAAAAAAAAAAAUGACUGUGAGUUACAAUAAAUUUUAUUGCAAGUUUUUCA
Anguilla anguilla (European eel) is the source of this 7858-nucleotide messenger RNA. RefSeq names its product ring finger protein 150a (gene rnf150a). The record is from RefSeq and is a predicted model, not a curated record. The transcript is spliced from 7 exons. NCBI's taxonomy places the organism in Eukaryota, Metazoa, Chordata, Actinopteri, Anguilliformes, Anguillidae. Bases 272 to 1561 code for a protein of 429 amino acids.